CUGGCUUCACACUCAUACAACAUCGUGAUGAAGGAAAUCAUGCUUUCUCCUGCACGCUAGCUACGGACUUUACGGAUUUUAACGUUUUUUAUCUCAUCGAAAUGAUCUUGCGUUUAUCCUAGCCGUUCAUGAUGACCACCACGACCGGGAAAGGAUUUUGGGACAUUAGCCCGAUACGAAAAGACGAAGCGGAUAAAGAAAACGAUACUCCUGUUUUGAACCUGAUACAAUUUUCCAAGGCUCCUUUUGUGAGUUUUGGGGCAGUGAAGCUCGGGACGUCCAAAUCUGCAGUUUUACGCAUUGAAAACCCAAAUGAAGAUGUCGAAGCGGAGGUGGUAGUUGAAAAAAUAGCAUCAAGUAAAGGGUUUUCUGUGGAUCAUAACAGGUUUACUAUAGAGGGUGACGGAUCGUUCACUUUGACUAUAACAUGGACUCCAGUUGAAGAGGGUGGCGUUCGGGAGCUCAUUAUAUUCAAUGCCAAUGGAGUCGUCAAACAUCAGGCGGUGCUGCUGGGGCGAGCAGAGGCACCCAAGAAGAAAAAGAAAACUCUUUGGGAUUCUAUCAAGAACAAACCCGCGAUGGGGAAAGUGUCUGGUCCCAGGAUGAAGAGGGCGGAGCCAGCCUUAAAGAUGUCUGCUAACAAGACCUUCCAAGUGUCCAGGAAGCAGCAGUACAAAAGGGACAAACCUCGCAGCCCGCUGGCGUCUCUCAACCAGGAGAAGCCCAAAAGAGAGCGCUCCCUAUCUCAAAAAAGCCCAAAUGAAAAAAAAACGCACUUUUUGGUUGGAACUGCCCAGGAUGACGUCUAUAACAUGCAAGAAAAUUCACCUUUUGUUUGUAUGGUACCGGAAAUGCCAAUUAAAAAAAGGAACAGCCAGGAUUUUUUGAACUUGCCUCAAAAUAAGGACCUCACGAAAAUACUAAACAAAACGCUUUCACCCAUCGGCACGCCAGACAGGUUGAAAAAACUGAUGCCACGAAUAGACCCAGUAGAAAGUCCACUGUUGAGAGCACCUGUUACGGAAAAAGCACUGAAUAAUACACCGACUCUGUCCAUAAAGGAAGCACUUGCCCUUAUAGACUCAGAUUUAAGCCCUAUCAACAGCUCACCCCAAAGCAGCUGCGAAUUCUCAGAUUCACUGGAGUUGAAAAGCGGAAAAUUUGAGACUAAAAUAAACCCACAAACUCCGGAAAUCAACGAACCCAGGCUGACUUUCUUUGUUAGCAAAAAGGUAGUCGUGCAAGAUCUGAAAAUGUUCACUUCCACAACGGUGACCAAAUCCAAGGCGCCAGUUGAGGAGAAUCCUGUGAGCGGAAGGAAAAUAAAGAAAUCAAGACGUAGACUUUUGCAGAAGACUUUGGAGCUGAGCGAUUCCAGCAGUCAGGGGGAAUCUCGCUCUGGAACACCGUCUCUUCCUGUCAUUGAUGCCGAUACCGCAAACGGGAACUCCAAUGAAAAUGUCAACGUACAACUGAGCGAAGGAGUUGACGAUGAGGAAAUGACAAGCAAGCAUCCAGUCUGUACCAGUCCAACUGCUUCGCCAAGUCCUCUGACCUUUCUAAUAACUUCGCCCCAAUCUGAAGAUCAACAUAUUUCGUCUACAAAAAAUUCCUUACACGAGCAACCAAUUUCUGCAUUUACAGUAACUACUCCUCCCAAAGAAACGGCAUUAACGGCAAGACAAGUGCUUCAGUCGACACGCGAUACGAUUCCAAUUAUGUCCGUGCAGCCUCCCGUGUUUAUAGCGUCUUCUCCUGAGCUGUUUCCAAUCCACGUGCCGGGCAAAGGCAAGAAAAGGAAGAGUGAAGAGUUUCUAACGGUCAAGGCCAACGCGAAGGAUGUUGUGAAAUCAGAGCGGGUCAAAAGAAGCAGAGUCCUAACUGUAAAAUGUGAACCGAGUAAAGAGAGGAGACCAGCUGUGCAGAGACAACAGGCCAAACCAGCAGGUUCUGUUCACUCAGUUUCCUCUUUGAAAACAGUCAAGUCAACCGCUCCACUUCAGCAAAAGACUCAAAGCACCAAAUCCACCGCACGCCGUGCUCCAUCUGUGAAGUCGUCUGCACAGAAAUCAAAAAUAGUUGCAGUUGCUCAGUCAAAGCUCACGUUUAUCAAACCUGCUCAAACAGCCAUACCCAGACACCCAAUGCCGUUUGCUGCAAAGAACAUGUUUUUUGACGAGAGGUGGAUUGAAAAACAGGAACGAGGCUUCACCUGGUGGAUAAACUACAUCCUCACUCCAGAUGAUUUUAAAGUCAACACAGAAUCCACUAAAGUGAGCGCUUUAUCUGUGGCGAUGGGCAGCGAGGUGAGCGUCCCCAAAGCCCCGACCAAAGAGGAGAUGUCUUUCAGCACGUACACGGCGAGGAGGAAACUGAACCGCCUUCGCCGUUCAGCCUGCCUCCUGUUCUCCUCUGAGCCUGUGGUCAAAGCCAUUCAGAGGCUGGAGCUGGAGGUGGAGGCCAAGAGGCUGCUGGUGCGCAAAGACCGCCACCUGUGGAAGGACAUAGGUGAACGACAAAAAGUCCUCAACUGGCUUCUGUCUUACAACCCUCUGUGGUUACGGAUCGGGCUGGAGACGAUCUUUGGAGAGCUGAUUUCAUUGGAAAACAAUGGAGACACUUUAGGCCUGGCCAUGUUCAUCCUGCAGCGGCUGCUUUGGAACCCAGACAUUGCUGCUGAGUUCAGGCAUCCCAAAGUGCCCCAUCUGUACAGAGAUGGCCACGAGGAGGCGCUGUCUCGCUUCACUCUGAAGAAGCUGCUGCUGCUCGUCUGUUUCUUGGAUAAAGCCAAAGAGUCUCGCCUCAUCGAACAUGACCCCUGUUUGUUUUGUAUGGACGCUGAGUUCAAGACGAGUAAAGACCUGCUGCUGGCCUUCUCUCGGGACUUCCUGAGUGGAGAGGGCAUCCUCCCCAGACAUCUGGGCUACCUGGGCCUCCCUGUGUCCCACGAGCAGAAACCUCUGGAUGAGUUCAACUUCGCAGUGAAGAACUUGGCUGUGGACCUGAAGUGUGGCAUCCGUCUAGUUCGUGUGAUGGAGCUGCUGGUGCAGGACUGGAGUCUGUCUCUGAAGCUCCGCCUCCCGGCCAUCAGCCGCCUUCAGAAGGUGCACAACGUGGACCUGGCUCUGCAGCUACUCAAGAAGAAGGGUGUGGACCUCAAGGACGAGCACGGAUCUGUGAUCGACUCCCGGGACAUUGUGGACGGCCACAGAGAGAAGACUCUUGCUCUCCUGUGGAAAAUCAUGUUUGCUUUUCACGUGGAGGUGAUUUUGAAUGAGGACCAGCUGAUGGAGGAGAUCGGCUUCUUGAGGAAAACUCUGAAGACCAAGCGGCGCCUGGCGUACCUGAGAACAGACCGUGGACUCAAACCAAGUCCUGCUAAAGACCGGACUCUGUUUGAACACAACAGCUCCAAAAUCAGACUGCUCAUGGACUGGGUGCGAGCUGUGUGUGACUUCUACACUGUGAAGGUGGAGAACUUUACCGUCUCUUUUUCGGACGGUCGUGUGCUGUGUUACCUCAUCCACCACUACCACCCGAGCCUGUUGCCAGUGACCUCCAUCAGCCAGAACACCACCCAGACAGUGGAGAGCUCACCCAGAGGACGCCUCCAGCUGGACUGCUCCAACUCUGACUCAGACUGCUCCUUCGACUCCUCCCCAUCAGCAGCCAAUGACUCCCCAUUCAAAGAACUGCUGGAAAAUGAGAAAAACAAUUUCCGACUGGUCAACAGUGCUGUGUCUUUUCUGGGCGGAGUUCCCGCUAUGAUCAACGUCGCUGACAUGUCCAACACCAUCCCCAAUGAGAAGGUGGUGAUGUCGUACCUGUCUUUCCUGUGCACUCGACUUUUGGACCUGAGGAAUGAGACCAGAGCAGCUCGAGUCAUACAGGCCGCGUGGAGGAAAUACAGACUGACAAAAGAUCUACAACUGUACCAGGAGAGAAACGCAGCUGCCUUAAAGAUUCAGUGUUUGGUCCGAAAGUUCCUCCAGCGUCGCAGAGCUGUGAGACAGAGCCACGCGGCCGCAGUCCUCCAGGCUGCGUGGAGGGGGUAUGUGGCCCGCCGAGAGCUCAGGAGACUAAAACAGGCCCAGCUCAGGCUUCUGCAAACAAGAGCAGCAACUGUUAUCCAGGCUAACUGGAGAAUGUUUUAUGCCAUGAGGUCCUACCAACGCCUCAGGUACCACACCAUUGUCCUCCAGGCACAGUGGAGGAUGCAAAGGGCAGCGUCUGCGUAUAGAACCACUCUCUGGGCAGUGUCUGUGAUCCAAACCUACACCAGAGCUUGGUCUACGGCAAAGAUGGAACGGGAGUCAUUUUUGCGUCUCCGGGCUGCGACAGUAAAGAUCCAAAGAGCCUAUAGACUCUGGAAAACUCGGAAAAUGGAGAGGGAGAACCACGCUGCCAGAGUCAUACAAACCAUCUUCAGGAAGUGGUUUGAGAAAAAAACAUCUCAAAAAGUGGCGGCAGCUGUGAAGAUUCAAGCUUGGUACAGGAUGCAAGUCUGUCUGCACCAAUACAGAAAGAUCAAAGUUAGCGCUGUGCUGAUACAAGCCCAGUACAGAGGUUAUCUACAGCGGCAAUGCUUCCAGAUGCUAAAACGUGAACACUACUCGGCUACCGUCAUUCAAAGCGCAUUCAGGGGCUACCGUGUACGAAAAGAAAUCUCAAAAAUGACCAUGGCAGCUGUUGUAAUCCAGCAACACUUCAGAUCUUUACUCAAAAGAAAUGCCGUUCAACAAGAGUUUCUGAUGAUGAAAAGUGCAGCAAUUACAUUACAAGCAGCGUACCGUGGAAAACUGGUCCGUGACUCUUUGAGAAAACAGCACGACUCUGCAACGGUAAUUCAAGCUGCAUUUAGAAGGUAUACUGUCCAGAAACGCUAUGGUCUCAUGAAGACAUCGGCCAUUUUGAUCCAGCGAAAAUACAGAGCCACACGUACGGCGAAGAAGACGGAGGAUUCUUACCUCGCGCUCAGAAACGCAACACUGAAAAUUCAAGCAACAUGGAGAGGGAGAAUGGUUAGGAAGAAACUGGAUGAGCAGACACGCUCUGCUACCAUCAUACAAGCUUGGUUUCGCAGACAUGUUGCGCAAAAACAAUACAAGUCAACCAAAACAUCAGCGCUCGUAAUCCAGCAACAUUUCAGAGCAUAUAUGGCUCAGAAAAUUGCAAGGAAAGCAUUUUUAGAUACGCGCACAGCCACCAUUUCUUUGCAAGCCGCAUACAGAGGCAUGGUGGUCCGAAAGGAGAUGAAGAAAAUGCACGGAGCAGCCACCGUCAUACAGUCUUACGUUAAAAUGUUCUUGCAACAAAAGAGAUACAAUUUGCUCCAAAGCGCAGCCAUCGUCAUCCAAAGCCGAUACAGGGCCUUGAUUAUCAGCAGAAAAAAACAGAGCGAAUAUAGACGGCUCAAGGAAGCUACGCUAAAAGUCCAGGCUGUUUUUAGAGGAAAUUUGGUGAGGAGAGAUUUAAAACGACAACAUGACGCUGCUACCGUGAUACAAGCUCAUUUCAGAAUGUACCAAAUUCGAAUGGCGUUUCUUGCAACGAAAUGCGCGGCGAUUAUCAUUCAAGAACGAUACAGAGCCAAAAGACUGAGGGACCAACAAGUUGAAAAGUACAGGUCAAUGAAAUCCGCCGCAGUAACUCUCCAAGCAGCAUAUCGUGGGUACAAAACAAGGAAGCACAUUUGUGAAAUGCGAAAAGCUGCUGUCGUUAUACAGAGAGCAUUUCGCGCGUAUCACACUAGGAGCCAAUUUGUGGCCUUGAAGAAAGCGGCUAUAGUUUGCCAAAGAUGGUUUAGAGCUGUAAAAAUGGCCAGAAACCAGCGCUGUGACUAUUUGACGAUGAGAAAAUCUGCCGUUUGCUUGCAGUCCGCAUGGCGAGGGCAUUUGAUCAGAAAGGAUUUGCGUAGAAAGCACACAGCCGCAACUAUUAUCCAAUCUCAUUUCAGAAAAUACAAGCAACAAGCCCGCUACAGCAAGCUCAGAUGGGCCGCCAAGGUGUUGCAAGACCAUUUUAGGGCCAAUCAAAAAAUGAACCAGGAAAGGCUAGCUCUGAAAGUCAAAAGAAACGCCGUUGUCGUCAUACAAGCUGCUUUUCGGGGAAUGCUCGCAAGAAGGUUAAUGAAAAAACGAGAUGAGGCUGCAGUUGUGGUUCAGAGAGCUUUCCAAACCUACAGUCAGCGUAGACGUUUUCUCGCGAUGAAACUGGCUGCGAUUAUAAUCCAAGAGAGGUACAGGGCUUCAGUUGUAGCCAAAAAAGAACGUGCGCGAUAUCUGCAAAUGAGAAAUGCAGCCGUGGUUGUUCAGGCAGUGUACCGAGGGUGUCAAGUUCGAAAGGAGGUAGCCAGUUGGAACCACGCUGCCACUGUUAUCCAAUCAGCUUUCAGGAAACACAGAGAAGAAGCAAAAUUUCAAGCCAUGCGUUUGUCGGCCGUCAUCAUCCAGAGACGUUACCGCUCCUGGCUUCUGAAAAAACAAGACAGAGCACAUUUUAUGAAAACACGACAGUCAGCUAUCGUCAUUCAGAGUUACUUCAGGGGUUUUCAAGUCCGAAAAAACGUCGCCAAAAUGCACCGAGCAGCAACUCUCAUUCAGGCUAAUUUCAAGAGAUACAAGCAACAGUCAAGCUUCAAACUGCAGCGACGGGCAGCUUGUGUCUUGCAGAAAAGAUUUAGAGCUCAAAAGCAAAUGAGAUUGGAUGUGCAGAGCUAUCAGCAGCAAAAGAAAGCCGUCAUUGUGCUGCAGGCUGCGUACAGAGGAUUGAAAGUAAGGCAAAGUAUCAAACACAUGCACCAAGCUGCUGGAGUUGUACAGCAAGCCUACAAAGCUUACUGUCAACGAAAGCAGUAUUUGGCUCUUAAAAACGCAGCACUAACAAUUCAGAAAAGGUAUCGCGCAACAGCAGAAGCCAGGAAGCAAAAGCAUGAGUUUCAGAAAAUGCGAAAGGCUGCAGUGGUCAUCCAAUCUGCGUACAGAGGUCUUAAAGUUAGAAAGGAGGUCGCUCACUUGCACCAGGCUGCUACUGUUAUCCAGUCAGCUUUCAGGAAACAUAAAGAGGAGGUUAAAUACCAAGCGAUGCGUCUCUCAGCCAUCAUCAUCCAAAGACAUUACCGCUCCUGGGUUCUUCAAAAACAAAAGCGAAACCAGUUUUUGAAGUUGAGGCGUUCAGUGGUCAAGAUUCAGGCGAUGUUUAGGGGCCACUGCGCACGGAAAAACAUUGCUAAAAUGCGCAAAGCUGCUACUGUCAUCCAAGCAAACUUCAGAAUGCACAAGCGGAGAGCAGAUUUUAAGAGACGGCAAUGGGCAGCGCGUGUUCUUCAGCAGAGGUAUAGAGCGCGAAAACAAAUGAAACGUGAGCUACAGUGUUAUCAACAACAAAAGAAGGCUUCGGUCGUCAUACAAGCAGCGUACCGUGGAAUGAGAUCGAGGCAACACAUCAAGCAAAUGCAUCGUGCCGCUUGUGUAAUCCAAAGAAGUUACAGAACACAUUGUGAACGCAAGCGGUACCAAGCUCUGAAAAACUCCACAUUGACAAUCCAGAGAAGGUACAGAGCGACCAAAGCAGCAAAGAGACAAAUCCAAUGCUACCAACAGACACGGAGAGCAGUUAUGUUACUGCAAGCAGUUUUCCGAGGACAUCAAGUGAGAAAAGAGCUCGCAAAUCGGAAUAAAGCUGCUACCGUGAUCCAGUCAAAUUUCCGAAGGUACAGAGAAGAAAUGAAAUUCCAGGCGUUACGUUUGGCAGCUGUAAUUAUCCAAAGGCAUUAUCGAGCUUUGGUUUUGCAGCAGCGGCAAAGGUCAAAGUUCAUCCAGUACAAACGAAGUGCCAUCGUCCUCCAAGCAGCGUUCAGAAGCCACCAAGCCCGAAAGAGACUCUCCAGAAUGCACAGAGCGGCAACUGUCAUUCAAGCAAAUUUCAGAAAGCACAAGGAACAGUCAAUCUUCAGAAAACAGCGACGGGCAGCUUGCUUGAUUCAGCAGAAGUUUAGAGCUCAGAGACGUAUGAAAUUUGAAAUGCAAAACUAUCAGAAGCAAAAAGAAGCAGUUGUCGUGCUGCAAGCCGGAUAUCGAGCGAUGAAAGCAAGGCAAAGGGUCAAGAAAAUGCACCAAGCUGCUGGAGUUGUACAGCAAGCAUACAAAGCUUACUGUCAAAGAAAGCAGUAUUUGGCUCUGAAAUCUGCUGUAAUAACUAUUCAGAAAAAAUACCGCGCAACAGUAGCAGCCAACAAGCAAAAGGAACAAUUUCAGAGAAUGCGAAAAGCUGCAAUGAGCAUUCAGGCCACAUACAGAGGAUAUCAAGUCAGGAAGGAAGUGUCCAAUUGGCACAAAGCAGCUAUAGUUAUCCAAUCAGCUUUUAGAAGACACAAAAAUGAAGUUUCGUACAAAGCUGUGCGUCUGUCAGCUAUCAUCAUCCAAAGAUACUACCGCUCCUGGGUCCUACAAAGAAAAGAUCGAAGCUCGUUUCUCAAAAUCAAACACGCCACAGUUGUCAUUCAGGCUGCGUACAGAGGUUGGAGAAUCAGAAAAAAUCUUGCUCGCAAAAAUGAAGCUGCAGUUGCCAUCCAGUCUCAGUGGAGGUGCUACGUCCAGAGAAAACGCUUCCAGAAGACAAAAGAGGCAGUCUUGAAGCUGCAGAGCCGACUUCGGGCAGUGCAGAUGGGCAGAAGACAACGCGAUGACUACAGCAGAUGGAAGCGGGCGGCCGUCGCACUUCAGAAGCACUGGAGGAGCUGGAUCAUAAGAAAACAGGAGCUGGAGGCUGCACAGGCUGAGAGGAGACUGCGUUUUACUGCUGCGGUUUUCCACCAUCUCCAGGCCAUAAAGAUCCAGAGAGCUCUGAGAGUCCACUGGGCCCUGGUCUCUGCUAAGAAACAGAUCUACUCUGUCAUCACCAUCCAGCGUUGGGUAAGAGUCUGGAUUCAGAGGAGACGUUACCAUGACGACAGGAGGAAGGUGGUCCUAGUUCAGAGAGUGGUGAAGCGCUGGUUCGAUCGGCGUCAAAAAGCUGCCUGUGUCCUCCAGCAGGCCGCUCGUAAGCUCCUCUUCCUCAGACGCCAAAAGAGGGUUCACCAAGGCAUCGUCAAAGCUCAGGCUCUUUGGAGAGGAUACCGCUCCCGCUGUCUGAACGAUAACGCCAAAGUGGUGAAGCUGAGGCAGCGUCUAAGAAAAGUGACUGCAGAUGCCAGAGAAGAGGACAAGCUCUGCAAUAAAACCUCCACCGCCCUGGACUACCUGCUACGAUACAAGCACUUCUCCUACAUACUGGAGGCCCUGAAGAAUCUGGAGACAGCCACCAGGCUGUCCCCCGAGUGCUGUGAGCGCCUGGUGGAGAGCGGAGCCACAAACGUCAUCUUCACUCUGAUUCGCUGCUGCAACAGGAGCGUCCCCUGUAUGGAAGUCAUCACUUACUCCAUCCAGAUCCUGCUCAAUUUAUCCAAGUACCAUAAGACCAUAGAGGCGGUGUACAGUGUGGAGAGCUCGGUGGAGACUCUGCUCGACCUGCUGCAAAGAUACAGAGAGAAGGCCGGGGACAAAGUGGCUGAAAAAGGAGGCAGCAUCUUCACCAAAGCCUGUUUCCUCCUGGCUCUGCUCCUACAGGACAAACACCGCGCUCUGGAGGUGAUGAAAAUGCCCAAAGCCGUUGACAGGCUUCAGAGCAUCUACAGACUCACAGCUCGCAAACACAAGAUGGACGCCGAAAGAACCGUCACGAAGCAAAAGAUGAACGCAUCCAUAAACGGAAGCUUUUUCAUUCAAGCCACGCCACGCAAGACUCGGCCCGCACCAAAGUUUGCACCGGAGUGGGUUCUCAGAAAAGACAAACUCAAAGACGUGGUGGAUCCUCUGAGGGCCAUUCAGAUGGUGGCAGAGACAUUGUCCAUUGUUUUGUAAAUAUACAUUUUUAGACGCAAAUCGUCUCCUUUUUAAGAGAGAAACGUGUGUACUGUUGUUUAACUGUGUAUAUAGAAUGUUUUACAUGUACAGAAUAAAACCAGUUCCGUUUUUUAA
Messenger RNA from Boleophthalmus pectinirostris (great blue-spotted mudskipper), 10016 nucleotides. Its product is annotated as assembly factor for spindle microtubules. NCBI's taxonomy places the organism in Eukaryota, Metazoa, Chordata, Actinopteri, Gobiiformes, Gobiidae. Gene Ontology annotation, molecular function: protein binding. The record is from RefSeq and is a predicted model, not a curated record.